AGAGGGGCCUGGUCUCACGUCCCCGGAGCGAGUUGGGGGGGUUGCGGCCGGGCCUGCGUCUCUGCUGGGGCCAGCGGCCCCGCUGAGGGUGCCACGUCUGCCGCCCGCCCUGCACAGCCGCACUGGGAGCAUGGCCGGGAGAGGCCCGGGAUGCGGCUUGCAGCUGCCGGCCGGAACGCAGCCGCCUGGCGGCGGCCACCUCUACGCCGGGGAGAGCGAGGGGCUCGAGGAGGAGGGCGAGGUGUUUGAGCUGCGGCCGCGAGGCAGGGAGAAGGUCCGGCGGAGCACGUCGAGGGACAGGCUGGACGGUAUCAUCCUGCUGACGAAGGACAUCCAUGAAGGGGACACGUUGAACGCCAUCGCGCUGCAGUACUGCUGCUCGGUUGCGGAUAUCAAGAGAGUUAACAAUCUUAUCAAUGAUCAAGACUUUUUUGCUCUGAGGUCUAUCAAAAUUCCAGUGAAAAAGUUCAGUGUAUUGACUGAAACACAUGUGUCUCCAAAAGGAAGAACAGUUCUUCGGCCUGCUCACUAUUCCCCAGAAGUGCAGGAAGCAUUACCUUCUGAUAAAUUCACUGCUAAUGAGACUGCUGGCAACUUCUUAAAGGAAGUGGAUCGAGAUAUAGAAGAAAUUGUGAAGUGUAAUGAUACGAAGAGAGAGAACCUUAAUGAAGUGGUUUCUGCCUUAGCAGCCCAACAGGUCUGUUUUGAAACUGAUGGUAGAAGUAAAAAAUGCAAGGAUCCGUACUAUGGAGCAGACUGGGGGAUAGGGUGGUGGACAGCUGUAGUUAUUAUGUUGAUUAUUGGCAUAAUAACUCCCGUUUUUUAUCUUUUGUAUUACGAAGUUUUGGUGAAAGCAGAUGUCAGUCACCAUUCUACAAUGGAAUCCGCCCACUCCUUUGUCACAACAGCAUCACAUCAGAAACAAAUAGAAAAUGGAAGAAAUCCAGCAAGUAGUAUAAAUGUUGAUGGCCAAGGAGACUUCCAGCCUUACAAUCGAAAACCCCAGGCAGAUGUUAUUCACAGACACAUAGCAUAGCAUUAGGUGAAACCACAAUGCAAAAUGCAUCUGGAAUGCAGGGGAAAUACUUAAUGAUGUAUGAUUUAACUUUAUGGGCAGUGUUCCAGUCUGAGGAUAUUUCAGUGGGUGAUAUAAUCCUGUAAUAUGCUUCAAGCAGGAGAUUUUGGUGCAAGAUCAGGAUAUGAAUUAAGAUACAGAAUUGUCUUUAAAGCUUUGCACUUUUUUCUGUUUUGAUAGGUGUAUGUUUUCUAAUUAAUGACAGAGUAAAAGAAGGUAGUUUGAGCAACACAUAAGGAAUUUCACUGCACAUUUUACAGCCCCGAAGUGGGUAUUUGGGGAUAUCUAUCUUUUAAAAUAUUUAUAGAAUGCAUAGUACACUUGACAUUUUAAUAUCAAGUUUACAGUUGCCAGUUAAGACUUAUGUUCUUAAAAUUUUAUUUUUCUUAUAGAAUUCUUAAAACUCAAUCAUUCUGUAAUUAAUUGCCACUAUGAAGUCCACUUUUUGUUAGAAGUCUUUCAUAGAGGCAGUAGCUAAUGCUUAAGGUGGAAUAUUCAAAAUUUGUGCCUGUGAUCAAUCUGUUCUUCAGUACUUUUCAGUGUAGAUAGAAGGGUAGCUUUGUUCCUGUUGAUGUCAUACAUGUUGCUACGUAUGUCGUAUGUUCUUCAGCAGUUGGAUCUUUUCUUUAGAACUUCACAUACCUCCCUGUGGUAUCCUUCAGUUGACUGGACUGCACUUCUCUUAUGGUCAGCUGGAUAUGAAAUGAAAUAAGUGGAGAUGUGUGACACUUCGCUGUGAUUGCUUCAUUAAUCUUUAUGGUAAUGACUUUUUCUUCCUCCAUUUGAUCUCAGUGUAAAAGCAACUGAUUCUUCAGACAGUGGUUACCAUUGGGUUCUGAAUGUGCUAACGUUCACUUGCCCAUGAAUCUGGAAUAACAACUUUUUCCUGAAAUCUACAAAAUUUCAGAUGAGAUUCAGUGGCUGCUAGCAAGAAACUGACGCUGCAGCAGAAUAGACCAGUUGCAGCUUCACACUGUUCUCUAGUUGGUAUUCUUCAACCACUCUUUUCUUGAAUGUUUCAUUUGUUUUCAUGAACAAACUUUCUACCUUAUUUUCUUCUCUGCCUGAAAUGCUGCAGGAGGAAAACGAGCAAAAAAGAACAGGACUUGUCAUACAGGAAGAAAAAAAAAGAGGUUCUUGUGUAUUCUGAACAUUUUUAAAUAAAAACUGAUGUGUUCCUGUAA
Messenger RNA from Tympanuchus pallidicinctus (lesser prairie-chicken), 2259 nucleotides. RefSeq names its product LysM domain containing 3 (gene LYSMD3). The transcript is spliced from 2 exons. Gene Ontology annotation, cellular component: Golgi apparatus. NCBI's taxonomy places the organism in Eukaryota, Metazoa, Chordata, Aves, Galliformes, Phasianidae. Gene Ontology annotation, biological process: Golgi organization. The coding region runs from base 131 to 1036 and encodes 301 amino acids. The record is from RefSeq and is a predicted model, not a curated record.